Messenger RNA from Varanus komodoensis (Komodo dragon), 3028 nucleotides. It is a transcript of the gene FGD4, whose product is annotated as FYVE, RhoGEF and PH domain containing 4. Bases 123 to 2828 code for a protein of 901 amino acids. Gene Ontology annotation, cellular component: cytoplasm. Gene Ontology annotation, biological process: filopodium assembly; cytoskeleton organization. Lineage: Eukaryota; Metazoa; Chordata; Lepidosauria; Squamata; Varanidae. The record is from RefSeq and is a predicted model, not a curated record. The transcript is spliced from 17 exons. Gene Ontology annotation, molecular function: guanyl-nucleotide exchange factor activity; zinc ion binding.
CGUCCCUCAGCUGAGGCGGCCGUGCGUGCCGCAGAUGAGCGGCGCGAGCCCCCUCGGGGGCUGAGGCAGGGCCGGCUGUCGCCCCUUUGUCAGGCACGGCGCAGGGACGACGAGAGGAGAAAAUGAACGGCCCCGGGAGCACCAACUUCAGGCGGAUGGCCAUCCGGAGGAAAUCCAGCUCUACCCUCAACAGCGCUGCCUUGGUUUUCUUCCAGGGAACCGCAGGCACGCCGCCUGUUUCCCGUCAGGAGCAAAAGCGAGACACUGGGACGGAAACGGGCCCAGCGACUGCAGGUGGCAGUACAUGUCCAAAGAGCUUCCUAACUCCACCUUGUUCAGCAAACAGCACAGCUAGGCUAUACGAGUCAAACAUCUGCAAUGAAGUGGCUCAGGGAAUAAAUGGAAACGUGUCAGUUAAAAAUUUCCCACAGCCAGCUUCAAAUCCAAAGCCACAAGUGCCUCCAAAGCCAUUGCACCUGCAGAAUUCACAGUCAUCCAUUGCCCACCAAACUCCUAGGCCUAAAGCUUUAUAUACUACCAAGUCAAGAAUGGAGGAAGUUACAUCUACCUCUUCUAGUAUAUCAAAAGAAAAAUCUAGUAAAGUUUCUGAUCUCAUCAGUCAUUUUGAAGGAGGCAGCCCUUCCGUUCCUAGUGAGCUGAAGAAAGAAUCCUCUGUUCUAAAUGUUGCUAAAUCUCAUGGAAAGCAUGGGUCAGCACCAUCACCUCAGCCAAAAUUCCUCACCCAACACCCACUACAGAAGCAGGGAAAUACUACAGACCACUCUCAGGAUGUAUCAUCUCGCACAGCCAAUGGAGUAGUAGCACAGAAACAGUUGGACUGCAGGGACAGCACAUUGUCAUUUCUUGAUGCCAAUAGGGCCAUUCAGAAAAAUGAUGCUUCCUUUGGCAGCAGCUUGGUAAAUGGAGAGAGAGAGAGAACUAGUAAAGACUCAUUGCAAACUACAGAGGCAUGUAAAGGGCAAACAAUCAAUAGCUGCUGUCAGAUGCCAAGUGAGAACAUACUGCCAUUUGGAAAAGAAGCUGUAGAGAUGAUUACCAAUACAGAGAAUAAGCAUGUUGAGGAGCACAAUAAGCAAGACUCAAGUGUGGAGACAAAGGAGACAAAUGAACAGAAAUGUUACAAAAUUGCCAGUGAACUUUUGCACACAGAAAGAGCUUAUGUCAGCAGACUUGCUCUCUUGGAUCAGGUAUUUUAUUGCAGACUGGCAGAUGAAGCUAAUCGGGGAUCAUUUCCUGCUGAAGUUGUUAAUAAAAUAUUUUCCAAUAUUUCAUCAAUAAAUCAAUUCCACAGUCAGUUCUUGCUGCCAGAGCUUGAGAAAAGAAUGCAAGAAUGGGAUACAAACCCCAGGAUCAGUGAUAUCCUGCAGAAAUUAGCUCCUUUCCUCAAGAUGUAUGGCGAAUAUGUGAAGAAUUUUGACAAUGCAAUGGAAUUAGUGAAAACAUGGACUGAACGAUCACCUCACUUCAAAUCUAUUAUUCAAGAUAUUCAGAAACAAAAAAUCUGUGGAAAUCUGACCUUGCAACAUCACAUGCUAGAACCAGUGCAACGCAUUCCACGGUAUGAGAUGCUCCUGAAAGACUACCUAAGAAAAUUGCCUCAAGACUCUCUAGACUGGAAGGAUGCUGAAAAAUCUUUGGAAAUAAUAUCCACAGCAGCAAGUCAUUCUAAUAGUGCAAUCCGAAAAAUGGAAAAUUUGAAGAAGUUGCUGGAAGUUUAUGAAAUGUUAGGGGAAGAAGAAGAUAUUGUUAAUCCUUCAAAUGAACUCAUAAAAGAAGGACAGAUACUUAAACUUGCUGCUCGGAAUACAUCUGCCCAAGAAAGAUACCUUUUCUUAUUCAACAACAUGUUGCUAUACUGUGUCCCCAAAUUCAGCUUAGUGGGAUCUAAGUUCUCUGUUCGGACAAGAGUUGGUAUUGAUGGCAUGAAGAUUGUGGAAACACACAAUGAAGAAUACCCAUACACGUUCCAAGUGUCUGGAAAAGAGCGAACUUUGGAGUUGCAGGCGAGUUCAGAACAAGACAAAGAAGAAUGGAUAAAGGCUCUUCAGAGUACUAUAGAUGCUUUUCAGCAGAGGAAUGAAACAUUCAGAAAUGCUAUAGCAAAAGAAUAUGAGGACAUGCCUAUUGAAGUUUCUACUGCUGAACUUGGGAAGAGAGCACCAAGAUGGAUUCGAGACAAUGAAGUCACCAUGUGCAUGAAAUGCAAGGAGUCCUUCAAUGCACUGACAAGGAGGAGGCAUCAUUGCCGGGCAUGUGGGCAUGUGGUUUGCUGGAAAUGUUCUGAUUACAAAGCUCAUCUUGAUUAUGAUAGUGGUAAACUGAACAAGGUUUGUAAAGACUGCUACCAUAUUAUAACAGGGUGCACAGACAGUGAAGAAAAGAAAAAGAGAGGAAUCUUAGAGAUUGAAUCUGCAGAAGUAUCUGGGAACAGUGUGAUAUGUAGUUUUCUCCAAUAUUUGGAAAAAUCCAAGACUUGGCAAAAGGCUUGGUGUGUGAUUCCGAAACAGGAAGCCCUUGUAUUGUAUAUGUAUGGUGCUCCACAGGAUGUAAAAGCACUGGCUACUAUUCCGUUGUUGGGAUACACAGUAGAUGACACUCCAAGAAGUGCUGAUCUGCCACACAGUUUCAAAUUGACUCAGUCCAAGUCUGUGCACAGCUUUGCUGCCGACAAUGAGGAACUGAAGCAGAAAUGGUUAAAGGUAAUUCUUUUGGCUGUCAAAGGUGAAACACCAGACUGCACAAGUGAUUUGCGGGUGAGUUUGGAGGAUCAGCAUGAAAGCUCUGCAAAACUGGAAUCUGAAACUUAACACAACAAAUGGUCUGUUAAGAUAUAUUUUUUUGCACUCAAACUUGGGGUGACACUACUUCUGAAAACAACAAGAAAGAAGCCAGCCUUCCUAAUUCUACCAUGUUUCUGAGCACUUUAUGUUGAAAAGAAACCAAGUUCAUCUUUUUAGAGAAACUUUUAUUAUAUUUGUUGUUUCAAUAAAAUUAAUGUACAGAGGCA